GGAAAGAAACGGAGGGAGAUUCAGACAGAGCUUACAGAGUGAGAUCGAGGGAAGAGAGCCAGCGCAGAGAAGGAGAAGAGGCGGUCGAUGGGAGAAGGGAAGAGAAGAGGCAUUGACUGAAAGCAUACACAUGGAAGAGAAGAAAACAGCCAUUUAAUGCACUAAGUGUACAAGACUAAAAAGUACCACUGACUGACUGGAUUGUUACUAAUCUGCUGCUCCACAGUUAGAGGACAUACAAAGAAACAGAGGCUAGCUGGGAAUUCAGGGCUGUGUGCAGAGGAUGAACAGGCGAUGUGGGCUCUGUGGCUGUGAUUGCCGUCCUCAGACCCCGUAGCCCACUUGUGCUGGUGCCGUUGCAGGCCGUUAGCCUUGCAGUAAGGCAGCAGCAGUUAAUACAGAAUGAGCUCCAAGCACUCCUCCGACUGGAUUCCAUACAGUACCUUAGACGAUGAGGGCACCAACCUCCGGCAGCAAAAGCUGGACAGACAGCGGGCGCUCCUUGAACAGAAGCAGAAGAAAAAGAGGCAAGAGCCUCUGAUGGUCCAGUCUAAUGUCGAUGGGAGAUCGCGGACUCGUAGGACCAAACAGAGCGAGGAACAGGCACCGCUGGUGGAAUCCUACCUUAGCAGCAACAGCAGCACCAUCUACCACGUGCAUGAAGCUGAACGGGAGGAAGCGAAGGUGGUGUCGGACGCACAGCAGCCUCGCUCAGUCAAAAAAGGCAAAGCAUCAGCCAGCUCCACUCCACAGACUGGCAGCGACAAGAAGGAGAGGAAGGGGAAGCACAAAGCGGUCGACGGCCAGGCUGCCCUGCAGGACAAUGGUCAGAUCCAGAUCCUGACAGUGGGCCACCAAACCACAGAGGAGGUUGAGAUGGAGCCUGUCAUGAGCUGCACUCAGUCGCAGAGUAAACAGGAUCUGCGUGUCACCAUGCUCAAGAAAGGUAUAUCCAGCAGUAUGAAUUUUGAUGAAGAAGAAGAUGAUGAAGAUGAGAUUAGCUCUAGUUCUUCACAGCUCAAUAACAACACAAGACCCGGCUCUGCUACCAGCAAGAAGUCAUGCAAGGAGGUAGCUUCAGCAACCACACCACCAGUCAAUGAACCUGCCAUCGAAGUUGACGAUCUGGAGGAGUUUUCACUACGACCUGCGCCGCAGGGGGUCAGAGUGAAGUGCAGAAUCACCAGGGACAAAAAAGGCAUGGACAGAGGGAUGUACCCCACGUAUUAUCUUCACCUCGAGAGGGAAGAUGGCAAGAAGGUGUUCCUGUUAGCUGGAAGAAAGAGGAAAAAGAGUAAAACUUCAAAUUACCUUAUCUCCAUUGAUCCCACUGAUCUUUCUCGUGGUGGAGAGAGUUUCAUUGGAAAACUUAGGUCAAACCUCAUGGGAACCAAGUUCACCGUAUAUGACAGUGGUCAGAACCCCAUGAAAAGCACCACAAGCCUCGAAGCUAGUAAUCUGCGUCAAGAGUUAGCAGCCAUUUGUUAUGAAACCAAUGUCUUAGGAUUCAAAGGACCUCGCAAAAUGAGUGUCAUCAUUCCUGGAAUGAACAUGGACCAUGAACGAGUGUCUAUUCGCCCACGGAACGACCAUGAGUCACUGCUGGCCAAGUGGCAGAACAAGAACACAGAGAGUGUGAUUGAACUGCACAACAAGACGCCCGUGUGGAACGAUGACACGCAAUCCUAUGUGCUCAACUUCCAUGGCAGAGUCACUCAGGCUUCUGUUAAAAAUUUUCAAAUUAUUCAUGACAAUGACCCUGACUACAUCGUGAUGCAGUUUGGUCGUGUGGCAGAGGAUGUUUUCACCAUGGACUAUAACUACCCAAUGUGUGCCCUGCAAGCCUUUGCCAUUGCCCUCUCCAGCUUUGACAGCAAGCUGGCCUGUGAAUAGACCCCAGUCAGGUCCAUCUGUCCUCAAGGGCUGUUAAUGAAUCCCUGGGGCUGGUUUGAGAUCUCCAAAUCACCCAGUUCACCGGAAGCUCUGCAUACUCCAAAAGGCUUCGUGGGCCUCAAAUUUUACAUGUAUGUGUGUGUCUGAGUAAGUGUGGGGUGGUAGAAUGGGUGGGGUGUGGGAGGGGGGUGAUCUCAGGAUGGUCUUGGUCAGUGGAAGAAAACAAGCACAAAGAGUAAUCCACUUUCAAAAUCAACCUAAUUUGUUGUGGUAACUUUUGUACUGUUAUGGCAUUAUUAAACACUGUUCCUUUAUGUAGUAGAUCUAGAAAUUUAACAUUUCCUUAUCUGUAAAUUAUAACUAACAGUUACACAUCAGUAAGUUUUAAGAGUAGACUGUAUUUUAUGUUGUCUGUCACAUCAGAACACAAUGUCACACACUUCAUCGUGCAUGAAUAGCUGCUUGAAUAGUAAAUCAAAAAUGAUAUGCACAUCAUAAUAUAUAUUUAUUUAGUAAUUUACUUGUUUUUUUCUUUUUUUUCUUUUUUUUUUACAUGGGGAAUUUUUCUGCUAUAUUUUGCAACAAUCAGUAUUGGCUCUAUGGAGCUGCAAACAUAACCAGUAAUUAUCAUUGCCAGAAAAUCCCUUGUCCCCACAUUAAUCAGUUAGAGACUCAGACAUGAAAAGGGCAAAGGCAUGUCACACAGUGCUGUGUACCAUAAACAAUAUUGUGUCACAUGUGAAUGUAUGGGAUGAUGGUGCACUUUACUUUAAAGUCUGUGAAGGAAGAGAUACAGCUGUAUAUACUUUAUUGUGCCUUUGAAGACUAAUUCCAGUGUUAAACUUUGGCCAUAAAAUGAGCUGAGCUUGAAUUGGUCUUUCUGCUUCUUUGCUGUCCUCCCUUUCUCUGAAUUUAGUUGUCUAAGGCAAAGUUGAUUGGGAGUAAUUGCAUACCUAGGUUUGCUAAACUUGUGGGACAAAAUAUUCCAAAGUGUGCAUCAUAGGACAACAUUCCAGCUAUUGUCCAUGCACAGUAAUUACAUGUAGGAUGUACACAACAGUACACUGAAGAGUUUGGUAUUUAUUUAUGCUGUUCUGUAGUACAGGCAGCAAAUACAGCAGCUAUUUGAGGCCAUCAGGCUGAAUUUUGUGCUCAUAUCCUCCAAUGUCUACUUGGAACAAAAUGUACCAAUUAACUUACUGCCAACAAACAUAAAGUGUGAAUCCACCACAGCUUAAACACAUAUUUCAUCUCCUGUUUUACAUCUUUAAUUAACUUGAAGCUCCACUGCAGUAAAGGUUGGAACAUUUCUCAUCUAACUGGCAGUAAGUCUCUAUAUCACAUGCUGUUCACAUUUUUACUCAAAAUAUUAUUCCUCUUGCUUCUUAUGGGAAAGGAUCCUUUCUCAAAUAUAUGAUAGAUUUUGUAUUUUAUGGCCAUUAAAAAAUGCUAAAUGACAGCAAAGAACAAUCUCUGAUACUGCUAUUAUUACUGUGGGUUAUGAGGAAAUCUUUAUGAAAUGUGCUAUUCUUGUACUCUACUGUGUUCUAUUUUAAAUUUCUAUUUCAAAAUUGUUGAUACUCUUGCUGUAAAGUCUGCUUUUCAUACAUGUGUCCAGGAACCAAAGGUUCUUUCAUGUUUUGUUUUCAGUGCUGUCAUCGUAAUGUACAGUAAAUGGUGUACAGUUUACUGUGGUGGUAUAAACACAGUCCUUUGCUCAUGGGAAAAUAAACUUACAAUAAGUCAAA
Messenger RNA from Melanotaenia boesemani (Boeseman's rainbowfish), 3641 nucleotides. RefSeq names its product TUB bipartite transcription factor (gene tub). Gene Ontology annotation, biological process: protein localization to cilium. The record is from RefSeq and is a predicted model, not a curated record. Bases 403 to 1893 code for a protein of 496 amino acids. Lineage: Eukaryota; Metazoa; Chordata; Actinopteri; Atheriniformes; Melanotaeniidae. Gene Ontology annotation, cellular component: cilium. The transcript has 12 exons.